Molecule: messenger RNA, 918 nt
Organism: Cryptococcus wingfieldii CBS 7118
Lineage: Eukaryota; Fungi; Basidiomycota; Tremellomycetes; Tremellales; Cryptococcaceae
Exons: 4
Coding region: 1-918 (305 amino acids)
Source: RefSeq, a predicted model, not a curated record
AUGGCCCACAUCUCCACUCCUGCUGAUUCUCCGUCCAAUGCCGUGGCACACGACGACGCGGCUCCUUCUCCUACCCCCCCAUCCUCCCCACCCCUAUCUCCUUUGGAACCAGCCGAGACUGCCCAUGGAGAAAGGCUGCGCCGGAGUCUACUUGUUCACAGUAUCGUGGAUACUAUCUUGCGUUUGCAGGAUCGAGUCAAACGCUUGGACACUCCUUCCUCGGAUACCUCUAUCUUCACUAGCGCAGAAUUCAGGCACAGAGCGGAAGAGAUGACGCGCCUCGGAAAGGACGACCAUUCAGAACCUGAACUUUCCUCGGACCUAGACAUCAUUUACAGCAUCUCACAUCUCUUACACCUUGCGAACGAUCUCGAUGGAAUCGAGGAAAGCAUUCAGCAGCAACAGCACGCGACAAGCAGCUCUUCAUUGAGGCAGAAAGUGAUGACGGGCGCAAACUCUCGAAUGCACCUCAAGAUGGCCAAAGAGGCCAGAGAGGGUAUGCGACACGCAUUCGAUGAGUAUGAUAGUAGGGUGCUAGCCGAGCAACGGGACGAGAGGGAUAGUCAUGUCGCAACGCAGGUCGCAGAGCUGUACCGAGUCAUUGUGACAGACCAGGGACUUCAAUACUCCUCCGACGACAUCCGUCUCCCCAAACCAUGGUCCCUGAACAAGAGCACUUUUGCACCUCCCGAAGAAGAGAGGCGGAAGAUGUCGCCAGAUGAGCUGCUUCUUCAGGCAGACAAGCUGGAUGACGAGGCGAAGACGACGUUGACCAAAGAAAGGGUCUUGAAAGAAAAGAUUGAGAGAAGGCGAUCGUUCUUGAACAAGCAGUUCAUGGAAGCUGAUGCAUUGGCCAAACUGAUGAGAGAGGAAGCUGAGAAGAAGAAGGUGGUGAAGACGGGGUGGCUCAUGUGGUAG